Lytechinus pictus (painted urchin) is the source of this 2951-nucleotide messenger RNA. Its product is annotated as replication factor C subunit 5-like. The coding region runs from base 80 to 1072 and encodes 330 amino acids. Gene Ontology annotation, cellular component: nucleus; DNA replication factor C complex. Gene Ontology annotation, molecular function: DNA binding; DNA clamp loader activity; ATP hydrolysis activity. Gene Ontology annotation, biological process: DNA-templated DNA replication; DNA repair. The transcript has 10 exons. Lineage: Eukaryota; Metazoa; Echinodermata; Echinoidea; Temnopleuroida; Toxopneustidae. The record is from RefSeq and is a predicted model, not a curated record.
GACAUUUUCACUGUGUUUUUAACGUUCUCUCAAUUGUCCUACGUUUAAAAACAGGUGGCGCGCCAAAAGCAAAGUAAAAAUGAAUCGUGGAAAUGAGCACAAGAAUUUACCAUGGGUUGAGAAAUAUCGACCCAAUUCACUAGAUGACCUCAUCUCACAUACAGAAAUCAUCAACACCAUUCAGAAAUUCAUAAAGGAAGAUCGCCUACCCCAUCUGCUCUUCUAUGGACCACCAGGUACAGGGAAAACAUCCACCAUCUUGGCGGUUGCUAAGCAACUAUACUCUCCCAAGGAAUUCAACUCAAUGGUCCUGGAGCUCAAUGCAUCGGAUGAUAGAGGUAUUGGUAUUGUCAGAGGUAGUAUCUUGAACUUUGCUAGCACCAGGACCAUCUUCAAAUCGGGUUUCAAGCUUGUCAUCCUAGAUGAAGCUGAUGCAAUGACCAACGAUGCUCAAAACGCUCUAAGGAGAGUAAUUGAAAAGUUCACAGAGAACACUCGAUUCUGCUUCAUCUGCAACUACCUGUCCAAGAUCAUCCCAGCCCUACAGUCCAGGUGCACCCGCUUCCGCUUCGGUCCCCUUGACAACCAACAAAUAGUACCCAGACUGGAGUAUGUUGUUAGGGAAGAAAAUGUUGAUAUGACGGAGGAUGGUAAAAAAGCUCUCAUCACAUUAUCCAAGGGAGACAUGAGACGAGUCAUCAACAUCUUACAGAGCACUUCAAUGGCACAUGAGAAUGUAACAGAAGAAAACGUUUAUCUGUGUACCGGUCAUCCACUGAGGUCAGACAUAGAGAACAUUGUUAAUUGGAUGCUGAAUGAAGACUUUACAGCAGCUUUUAACUAUAUCAACCAGGUGAAGACAAUCAAAGGUCUUGCUCUUCAAGACAUCCUAAUAGAAGUACAUACAUAUGUACACAGAAUUGAAUUUCCACAGAAGGUCCGGAUAUACCUCUUGGACAAGAUGUCUGAUAUUGAGUAUCGACUAGCAGCAGGAACCAGCGAAAAACUGCAGCUCGGAUCUCUGGUAGCAGCCUUCCAAAAUGCACGAGACAUGGUAGCAGCAGAGGCAUGAAACUGAAUAAAAUGGAAUUGAUUGCAGGGGGGGGGGGGCACAAAUUUUAUUAUGAUUGGGAUGUGCCUCACAAAACCUCAGAAUCGGGUCUAAGAACUGACAACAAGGUGUAAAAUACAGGGUCUUGGGACCUAUGAUCUAUUGGGCAGAUUUAUAUGUGAUUAUCUAGUGAACCCUCUUGGCCUAUGUAUAUUCAUUAGCUGCAGACAAUACCUUGCCCUUGCUUACCCAGACAUCAAAGCUUCACAUCCUCGUACCACCUUACACAUAAGAGGAAUUGAGUGCCUUUGAAGGGGAAUUCCACCUUGGUAAGAAAAUUGUGUGAAAAAAGAAAAUAUGAAAGAAAGAAUAAACUUUAAAAGAUAUUGGCAAGGAGUAAGGAAGUUAUAGCUGUUUGAAUAAAGAGAUCACUAACACUACAUUAAUCUCAGAUUGAAAAUUUGGUAAAUUCUGUGGGGGACAACUCCCUUUUAUUGUAUACUUAUACUAUUUGUCUGGAUUUUGUUAUUUUCUCCUAAGUACUUAUAUCCCUUGGGUUAGUAAUCAAAUCUAAUAUAGAUGAUAUACAGUGCGUCCCAGAAAAAACGAAACCGAGAUUUAGCGAUGAUUUAUCAUAACUUAAUCAUAAAUAAAAUAAACAAAUGACCUACCAAUGUAAAGCUUAGAAUCUCCUCUUUCAUCUGAUAUUACUUAGAUAAUUCCUCAUACACGCAUGAGUGAGCAAAAACAAUUUGAAGAAAGGAUACCAAAAACUCAUUUGGUGGGGGGUAUCUGAAUUUCAAAGAGAAAAUCACAUGACUGAAAAGUUCAAUAUCUGCUCUUUUAUUUGAUACCUUAAUCACAGAAAAUGGUCAAGAAGUAAAAAAGUUAUGAUCCCUCGAAACAAUGCUUGUAUUUCCAUAAUUUCAUUAAAUAAACGUGUUUUCACUGGCUUCCCACAGAAGCUAUCGCACGGUAACAAAAGACUUAAUGCAUGGCUGAUCGUCAACAAAACGGAAUGUCGAGAGAGUUUGAACGCUAACCUGUAAAACCUCUUCAUUUUAUGAAAUUAUUGAAAUUCAAGCCUUAUUUCAAAUAACCAGAACUUUGUUAUUUCUUGACCAUUUUCUGUAAUUGAGGUAUCAAAUUAAAGAGCAGAUAUUGAACUUUUUAAUCAUGUGGUUUUCUUUUUAAAACCCAGAUACGGCCCGCCAAAUGAGUUUUUGGUAUCCUUUCUUCAAAUUGUUUUUGCUCACUCAUGCGUGAAUGAGGAAUUAUUUAAGUAAUACCAGAUGAAAGAGGAGAUUCUAAGCUUUAAAAUGGUAGGUCAUUUGUCUAUUGUAUUUGUGAUUAAGUUAUGAUAAAUCAUCGAUAAAUCUCGGUUUCGCUUUUUGUGGGACGCACUGUAUUGUCAUAUGAUCUCAUUAAAGAAAGAAAUAUUUGGAACAAAUGGAGGAGACCUUUCAUCACAAUGAAAUGACUAUGCCUGCACUUUGGAAGCCCACAGAACUGCCAACAACUUACAAGUCAACCCAUCAAAAGUGGAUUUGAAUAAAGAGAGAUAAAAAUCAGACAAGCAUAAAGCUUGACAUUUCUUCAAAAUUGGAAGUAAAAUCAGAAAGUUAGGACAUCUUAAAGUUUUGCUUUUUUCACAUAACAGUUAUAUACACAACACGGUUUACAAUGUAGAUGAGAGUUGAUGAUGUCACACACUAUUGUAUUUUAUUAUAUGGAACAAGUUAUUUCCAUUUUUGUAGAUUUGACAAUGAAGAAACAUCUUCAUUGAACCACAAUAGGUUGCAACAAUGGCUGUCCAGCAUAUUCUUGGAGGUAUCAAACCUUGUUUCUAAUUAUAAUGAGGAAAAACUUCAGAUAUUACAUAUUCCUAUAAUAGAUAUUU